AUGGCUUUAAAUUGUCAAAUUUCUCUAUUUAUUAUUCCCUUUAUUCUUCUAAAUAUUUUACAUUUAAUUAAUCCACAUUCUUGUCCUUCCCAAAAUGUUUGCAGUGGAAGUGAUCCGGCUACUUUACAACUUGAAGGUUAUAGCAGACAAAAGAAGGUUAUAAACCAAAUAAAAUUUAAAAUACAGUCGGACCUCUUUAUAAGAUACCCUCACUACUAG
Meloidogyne enterolobii is the source of this 219-nucleotide messenger RNA. The record is from the annotation of a GenBank genome assembly. NCBI's taxonomy places the organism in Eukaryota, Metazoa, Nematoda, Chromadorea, Rhabditida, Meloidogynidae.